Molecule: messenger RNA, 1603 nt
Organism: Rubroshorea leprosula
Lineage: Eukaryota; Viridiplantae; Streptophyta; Magnoliopsida; Malvales; Dipterocarpaceae
Source: the annotation of a GenBank genome assembly
CUAAUCUAAACUUUCCAAACAUUUUCAUGGCUAAUCUGCAAGAGCAAGAGUACCUUUUACUCUUACCCUUUUUUCUGGCUUCCAUCAUCCUGUUCCGAACCAUAUUUAAUAAGGUUCAGAACAAGGCUCCUCUUCCACCAAGUCCACCAGCCCUUCCUAUCAUAGGACACAUACACCACCUUAUACCUCACCAAGCAUUUCACAAGCUCUCAACCCGCUAUGGACCCUUAAUCUACUUCUUCAUUGGCUCAAAACCUAGUGCUCUUGCUUCCACCCCAGAUGUUGCAAAAGAAAUCCUGAAAACCAAUGAAGCUUAUAUUCUGAACCGCCCCAAAGUAGCUAACCUUGAUUUCCUAACAUAUGAGCAGCUGAGUCAUGUCAGGCACGAGGAGAUAAGGCGGUUUCUAAGGCUAAUGCUAAAGAAAUCUAUGGCAGCUGAGGCAGUGGAUGUUGGAGCAGAGCUUAUGAGGUUAGCAAACAAUAUAAUGUCAAGAAUGCUAUUGAGGCAAAGGUGUUCAGAUAGCAAAAGUGAAGCUGAUGAAGGAUUUGGGAAAAGGCUUAAGGAUGCCCACAACAGGUUUGACUUGAUGAUGGAGAGGAUCAUGAAGGAGCACGAGGAUGAGAGGAACAAGAGGAAUGAAAAGGCUGUGGAUGGUGAUCAUGCAGCUGAGAAAGACAUACUCGAUAUUUUGCUCGAUAAAUAUGAAGAUGAGAGAUCAGAGUUGAGAUUGACCAGAGAAAACAAGAAGGCUUUCAUUAUGAAUAUAUUUCGGGCUGGAACAGACACAUCUUCUGCCACAGUAGAAUGGGGCCUGUCAGAGCUGAUCAAUCAUCCAGAUGUGAUGGAGAAGGCCAGACAGGAAAUUAAUAUUGUAGUUGGAAAGAACAGAGUAGUAGAGGAGUCAAAUUUUGCAAACCUUCCUUAUCUUCAAGCUGUAAUAAAGGAAGUCUUAAGGCUUCACCCAACUGGACCCUUGGUUGUGAGAGAAUCAUCAGAAGACUGCACUGUUGCAGGAUACAGAAUUCCAGCAAAAACCCGAGUUUUUGUUAACUUGUGGUUAAUAGGAAGGGAUCCAAACCACUGGGAAAACCCAAGAGAAUUUAGGCCAGAGAGGUUUCUAAGUGAGGAGUGGAAUCCAGAGAUUCCCAUGCUGGAUUUGAGGGGGCAGAAUUUUCAUCUGUUGCCAUUCGGGAGCGGAAGAAGAAGCUGCCCUGGAGCCACAUUUGCUCUGCAGUUUGUUCCAACAACCCUUGUUGCAAUUAUUAAGUGUUUUGAACUUAGAGUUGGUGAUGGAGGGAAUGGUCCUGUUGACAUGGAUGAGGGACCUGGACUAACCCUUCCAAGGGCUAAUUCCCUUGUUUGUGUUACUGUAGCUAGGCUAAAUCCAUUUCCAUCAAUCUAAUUAUAGGAUGUCAUGCACUAUAUGCUUGAUUUCAUGCACUGUUGCUUGGGUAUAUAUAUUUUGUAUUGGAAGAACAGUACACAAUUGUGUUUAUCUUUUCCAUACACAUUCUUUUUCAAGGUAUCAAAGCCGAUUUUACAUAAUGGUUACAGUUAAUCUACAUAACACUUGAUUCAAUUUUAUAAAACGAAAUAAGAUGA